This is a messenger RNA of Venturia canescens, 1000 nucleotides long. RefSeq names its product Caseinolytic protease proteolytic subunit (gene ClpP). The transcript is spliced from 4 exons. The coding region runs from base 156 to 869 and encodes 237 amino acids. NCBI's taxonomy places the organism in Eukaryota, Metazoa, Arthropoda, Insecta, Hymenoptera, Ichneumonidae. The record is from RefSeq and is a predicted model, not a curated record. Gene Ontology annotation, biological process: protein quality control for misfolded or incompletely synthesized proteins. Gene Ontology annotation, molecular function: ATP-dependent peptidase activity; ATPase binding; serine-type endopeptidase activity. Gene Ontology annotation, cellular component: endopeptidase Clp complex.
AUUUUAUCUACUUUUCAAAAAUACAAUGUUUAAUAUCUGAUGAAUCUUUCUGCUACGUGUUGUGUGUUGUUUCGUUGAACCUGACAGUCCAAGUGUCACUCGUGGCGAAUAUAAAAACAAAACUACCAUCGAACAAACAACAAAAAUAACGUAAAAUGUUGCGGGGAAUUCGUAACUUAUUGCAGUCGAACAAUUGCACAGGAAAAUUAUUGACUCGGAAUUUGAACCUCGUGCCAGUUGUCGUGGAACAAACUGGACGUGGUGAACGUGCUUAUGAUAUCUACUCAAGGCUGCUCAAAGAACGGAUCAUUUGUCUUAUGGGACCGAUUACAGAUGAUGUGUCCUCACUGGUCGUAGCUCAAUUGUUGUUUCUUCAAUCGGAAAGCAGUAAAAAGCCAAUUCAUUUGUACAUCAAUUCGCCAGGCGGUAGUGUGACCGCUGGUCUCGGAAUCUAUGACACAAUGCAAUACGUUCUUCCUCCUGUUGCAACAUGGUGCGUUGGACAAGCCUGCUCAAUGGCCAGCUUGUUACUCGCAGCUGGAUCUCCUGGAAUGCGUCAUGCUCUUCCCAAUGCGAGAAUUAUGAUUCAUCAACCUUCCGGCGGAGUACAGGGCCAAGCAACGGACAUACAAAUUCAAGCGGAAGAAAUUCUCAAACUUAAGAAACAAAUAAAUAAAUUGUACGUCAAGCAUACUGGACUUGAAUUAUUGAGGAUAGAAAACAGUAUGGAAAGAGACAAAUUUAUGUCGCCCAUGGAUGCCAAAGAGUUCGGCAUCAUAGACAAAGUGUUGGAACACCCGAUGCAAGAGAACGACGAAAAAACGAAUAUUUUGAAGGAGAAUACAGCUUCAACGACGACCAAGACAUAGUCCAGAGUAUUUCUUGCUUGAAGGACGAAAACAAAUAAGUCAACUCAACUCAUGAUUGAUCUAUAAAAAAAAGUUUUUAUGAAUAUUUCAUAAUAGUGAUAAUAAAAUAUUUAAUAAAACGUUAUAAACUA